AUGGCAGUUUCACCAGAGGCCUACGCCAUCAUAUCGCAGAAAAAGGCUAAAUACUGCCGUCUCGCCGACACUCAGCAAUGGGACAAGUUCGACAGUAUCAUGCUCCCCAAUGCGACAUACUCGUUCCACGACCCUGAUGGAAGCGUAAUUAUACGAGACGGCACGACAUUUUCAUGGUCGUCACGAGACGAAUGGGCUGCGUUCUUCGACAAUGAGAACAAGGAAAUACAAGCCAUUCACAACAUCGGUCCUGCAGAAAUGGAGCAGGUCGCACCAGACGAGAUCAAGGCUGUCUGGUCGGUUAUUUACCACGCCGGUAACAAGAAUGCUGAGUCUGGCGUCCAUGGGACUGGUGGAGGGUACUAUCACGAGACGUGGAAGAAGGUUGGGGACGACUGGUUCAUGCAGACACUGAGGAUGGACAGAUUGUAUUGGAAGAUGUUAGUCCAUUGA
Molecule: messenger RNA, 453 nt
Organism: Fusarium venenatum
Lineage: Eukaryota; Fungi; Ascomycota; Sordariomycetes; Hypocreales; Nectriaceae
Source: RefSeq, a predicted model, not a curated record